This is a messenger RNA of Sorghum bicolor (sorghum), 1294 nucleotides long. RefSeq lists its product as uncharacterized. The coding region runs from base 238 to 966 and encodes 242 amino acids. NCBI's taxonomy places the organism in Eukaryota, Viridiplantae, Streptophyta, Magnoliopsida, Poales, Poaceae. The transcript is spliced from 5 exons. Gene Ontology annotation, biological process: protein ubiquitination. The record is from RefSeq and is a predicted model, not a curated record. Gene Ontology annotation, molecular function: ubiquitin protein ligase activity.
CACUCGAGCCGCCCCGCCCGUGCCGUUUACCGGAGUGCGACCCGACCCCCGCGGCGUCGAGUGGAUUGGGCCGGCGCGGAUCGGGAGGACCGGAGCGCUGUCGGGCGUCUAGGGUUUGGUUUGGGUGGGUGAGGUUUUGCGCGGCGAGAGCAGGGGAGGAGGGGGACUGGAGGAGGCCGGGGCUUGGAUGGUCGCGGUGCCGGAGGUGGAGGUGGAGCGCUCCCGGAGGUGGUGUUCAUGGGGAGGUCGUUCAGGGACUCGCUCAAGGUGCUCGAGGCCGACAUCCAGCACGCCAACUCGAUUGCUUCUGAAUUUCGGAGGGAAUAUGAUGGCGCCUGCCUUCAGAUGAGGAUGGCAUACUGCCCUGCUGCCCACUUUUUCCUUUUUCUUGUGCAGUGGACAGACUGCAAUCUUGCUGGUGCACUUGGGCUGUUGAGGAUUCUAAUUUAUAAGGUUUACGCUGAUGGGACAACCACCAUGUGUACUCAUGAAAGAAAAGCAAGCAUCAGGGAAUUUUAUGCUGUCAUAUUUCCCUCUUUGAUGCAAUUACAUGAAGGAAUCAAUGAAGUUGAGGAUAAAAAACAGAAAGCAAUAUGUCUAGAGAGGUAUAGAAGACGAGAUGAGGAUCAGAAAACAGUAAUAUCAGAGAUUGAUGAUAAUAUAGAGGAGGAAUGUGGCAUAUGCAUGGAAAUAAACAGCAAAGUUGUUCUUCCAACUUGUAGCCAUGCUAUGUGCAUCAAAUGCUACCGUGACUGGAGGUCAAGAUCCCAGUCCUGUCCGUUCUGCCGCGACAGCCUCAAGAGGGUAAACUCUGCUGACCUGUGGAUAUACACAGAUAACAAGGACAUCAUCGACGUGGCGACAGUCCGAAGAGAGAACCUGAGGCGACUCUUCAUGUACAUAGACAAGUUGCCCACUGUCAUCCCAGAAUCUGUGUUUGACGUCUACGACUCCCAUGUAAAGUGACAGUCGAGCCCGUCUGCCAAUUGUUUUAUGUAUUUGCUACUUCUACUAGUGCUGAGCCCUGGGCCUCUGGUGCUGUUGUGCCUUUUUUUUUGAGAGUUUCGAAGCAACUGGGUGCCAAGGAGGCUAAUUUAUAUAGGGAGCUAUACACUGAAUGUAAGUAGAACUUGUUCUAUCAUCUUGCGUGAUGCGAUUUGGGUCUUUAUGGUGGUUUAGGGUAAUUUGACGCUAUAUAUGUCACAUGGUUAUGGCAGAAAAGAUAUUGGCCUUCAUCUGAUGUGUGAUUCUUGUUCAUGGAUGUAUAUAUGGAUGGAUGCAGUUGUCAAAUGCA